AGAUACUUCAAGAAAAUAGUAUAAAUUCUUAUAGGGCAUGAAAAUGAUUUCAUUGAAAAAUUCAUACACAACUAUGCAUUGGCCUUGUUCUGGUAGUCCAAAAUGUAAAGGAUACUUCAUUUACCCACAAGGAAGAAAUGCACAUCAGCUAGGAUGUAAUUAUGCAUUAAAACAUAGAAUAAGAAGAUGGACAGUUGGACUUAAAAAGAAAUGUGGAUUCAUUCGGGAAAGGAAUUAUUUUACUAAUGAUGAUGAAAUAGGUUGUAUUAAACUAUCACGUAUAAAUGUUAUGACGUACUCUAGAAAAUUGGAUUGAAAUUCAGUAUGUUUUUGACGUACCAUCAAAUACUAUUUAAUACAAUAUUAAUUAGCUUUAUUGUUUCUUUUUUUAGUCUUCAAGUUGUUAUCUAAAUUAAUAGUCUUUAGUAAAAUGAGAAAUUAACGACUUUUCAAUUAUCUCUUUCCUAUGGUUCAAAAAAUGAUCUGUAAUAUGACAAAAGAAUGAGAUCAAAAAAAUAUUGAUUGUCUUAUGGAUAUAUAUUUGUAUAUUAAAAAGGAUGUCACUAUGUACCUUUAGAUAAAUGGUAAGUCACAUUAAGAUAUUUCAAAUCUACUAUUCAUUACUAAGUAGACUUGAAUUUUGAUUGUAUAUAUCAUACACAUGAUCCUUAUCUUUAAAAUAAAUUUGUAUAUUAC
Messenger RNA from Schistosoma intercalatum, 696 nucleotides. The record is from the annotation of a GenBank genome assembly. NCBI's taxonomy places the organism in Eukaryota, Metazoa, Platyhelminthes, Trematoda, Strigeidida, Schistosomatidae.